Drosophila obscura is the source of this 1831-nucleotide messenger RNA. It is a transcript of the gene eIF3d2, whose product is annotated as eukaryotic translation initiation factor 3 subunit D-2. The record is from RefSeq and is a predicted model, not a curated record. Gene Ontology annotation, molecular function: translation initiation factor activity. The transcript has a single exon. Gene Ontology annotation, cellular component: eukaryotic translation initiation factor 3 complex; cytoplasm. Lineage: Eukaryota; Metazoa; Arthropoda; Insecta; Diptera; Drosophilidae. Bases 10 to 1650 code for a protein of 546 amino acids. Gene Ontology annotation, biological process: translational initiation.
AUUUCGAAUAUGUCGCAGUACGCGCCAUUCAUCAAGCCCGUUCUGGAGUACAACGAGCACGGCUGGGGUCCGUGCGAGGAGCUCAUUGUGGAUGUGCCCUACCAGCCCUUCUGCAAGAGCGAUCGUGUGGGCAAGAUCUGUGACUGGACGGCGCCGCCAAUGGAGAGGAAAUUUGGCAACAAGUAUGCCUCGUCGUUUGGCAAUAGCAAUCAGUAUGCCUACUUUCACGAUGACGACGAGUCCACGUUCCAUUUGGUGGACAGCUCCGGCUUCAAGGGCUACAGGCCGUUCCAGCGGGGUCGCUUCCGUGCCAAUACCCGCAACAAUCCCCGGACGCGUGGGCGCACUGGGCGUGGCGGUGCCGUGACUGGAGGAGCGGCCGGAAAUCAGCCCGGCACUGGAGUUAAUGAGCGCACCAAGUACGGAAAGGGACGCGACAACCGGCGUCAAAUGGGGCGUCGGUUCGGCCGGAAUGCUCCCACUCGUAUGCGCGAGAGCUCCGUGGUGGUCCGCUCCGACUGGGUGUCCAUCGAGGAGAUCGACUUUCCGCGCCUCUUGAAGCUGUCGCUGCCGAACGUGAAGGAGGGCCAGGAUGUGGUUACCUGUGGAUCGCUGGAGUACUACGACAAGACAUACGAUCGAAUUAACCUGAAGAACGAGCGGCCUCUGCUCAAGACGGACCGCAUCAUCCACACGCUGACCACCACCGAUGAUCCCGUGAUCCGCCGCCUGUCCAAGACCAUCGGCAACAUCUAUGCCACCGACGAGAUACUGGCCACCAUCAUGUGCAGCACCCGGUCCAACUACUCGUGGGACGUGGUCUUCGACAAGGUGGGCAACAAGAUCUUCCUGGACAAGCGCGACAACGCGCAGUUCGAUUUGCUGACGGUGAACGAGACAGCCCAGGAGCCGCCCCUGGAGGAGGAGGGUUCCAUCAACUCGCCACACAGCCUGGCCAUGGAGGCCACGCUCAUCAAUCACAACUUCUGCCAGCAGGUGCUCCGUGGGGGCGACGAGAAGAAGUACCAGUUCGAGGAGCCCUAUCCCUUCGAGGAGGCAGGGGUGGAUCUCGUCUCGAUCGGCUAUCGGUACAAGCAGUGGGACCUGGGCAAUAACCUCACCUUGAUUGCCCGCUGCAAGCACAAUGGCGUUCUUCAGGGACCCAAUGGAGAGGUGCAGUUCCUCUCCAUUCGCGCCCUCAACGAAUGGGACUCGAAGGCGUCCAACAGCGUGGAGUGGCGCCAGAAGCUGGACACGCAGCACGGGGCUGUCUUGGCCUCCGAGCUGCGUAACAACGCCUGCAAGCUGGCCCGCUGGACCGUGGAGUCAGUGCUCUCCGGCUCGGAUCAGCUGAAACUGGGCUACGUGUCGCGUGUGUCCACACGCGAUCAUCUGCGCCAUGUCAUUCUGCGCACACAGCAGUUCAAGCCCCAGGAGUUCUCCACUCAAAUCAAUCUGAACAUGGACAAUGCCUGGGGCAUCUUACGCUGCCUCAUCGACAUCGUGAUGAAGCAGCCCGAUGGCAAGUACCUGCUGAUGAAGGAUCCCAACAAGCCCAUGGUGCGGCUGUACGAUGUCCCAGAGAAUGCCUUCGAUUCGACCGAUGAGGACGAACUCAGCGACGACAAGCUUUUCCCACUCUCCAAUUGAUAACUAAUCGCUUACACAUAUUCAUUUGCUUGCCAGGAGAUAUUGCUCACGAUCCGUUGACACUCGACACAUGCUGGAUGCCACGCCACUGACAUCUGCACUAUAUCCCCAGCACAAAUACAAUUUAAAUUGAGUUUUUGACCAGACCCACAGACACACAGAUACACAUGAGCGAGAGCAG